This is a messenger RNA of Fibroporia radiculosa, 1599 nucleotides long. RefSeq lists its product as uncharacterized. NCBI's taxonomy places the organism in Eukaryota, Fungi, Basidiomycota, Agaricomycetes, Polyporales, Fibroporiaceae. The transcript has 3 exons. The coding region runs from base 1 to 1599 and encodes 532 amino acids. The record is from RefSeq and is a predicted model, not a curated record.
AUGGGAAACAACACAUCUCGUCCUGGCGGCUACCCUGGAGAUUCCAUAUACCCCCAUCCGAAUGCCUUCCAACCACCCACAAAAUCUCGGCGCCAGAGGCCCUGGUACAAAUCCAAACGCGAUGACGACGUCUACGAUUAUGAUUAUAACCAAAAUAUCCAGCCUCAAAUGCAGCAGUUUCCGCAAUCGCUUUCCUUUCGUCCCGAGCAGUACCGGCUCGCGCAGACACCCCCACCGCUCAUGCACUUCCCGCGGCCACCACACAACACUUCGCGACCGGUUAUCCCCACUAUACCCAACGUGAACGCGACCAAUGUCGUUCCAAAUAUCGUGCCAAAUUCUGGGAGGAUGCGGGUGAGAACGCGGACACAGACACCAGCUAUCUAUGCCCAAGAUGAUCCUGCGAUGACCAUGCCACAACCUGUCAUCCCAAAUAUUGCAGGCCAACAAACUAAUAACGCACCAGUGAUUCCACAGAUGCCCCAGCAGUCUGCCAUGCCAGAACCCGUUCAGUUCCCUGAACCUCAGGUCCCUGAUUCUGCUUUUCCACCGCCCCAAAAUUCGCGGCUGGCACCUGGCCAGUAUGGACCGUACAGUGUGCCAGAGACGCCACUUAACAACCCGCUUCCUGAGCCUCCCAAAGAUAUAUUCGAGAUGUCGCCGUACGUCUCGCUUCUAGCAGAGCUCCGCAAGCCUGUCGACGAAUCGACAAUCAAACGCAACAUCAUUAUCCCUGGCUCGCAACCGAUGCACAUCAACGUUGGGGCGGACUACCGGACUGCUCCGCGGACAGGUACACGGCGGCAUCGCCGCAAGGGUAGCCUCCUCAACGUCUUCGGGUCCCGUCGCCGGAGAGACGAGAUCGAUGACGAUGACGACGUGGGUGCCCCGCCCAUCCUGGCUCAGCCUGCUAUGUACGCAGUUCCUACGAUGCAGCAAAUGUCUGAUGGCAACCCAGCGUUCAUGUACAACAUACCCUCACAAAUGAUGCAGGUCGCAGCUGACGGGGGCGCGGUCCCUAUUCCUGUUCAAGGAGCUACACCCAUGCCAGCGGGGAUGCCAGGGCCCGACACCUGGCGCGGCCCGUCUCCUGCCAGGAUACAUACACCCACGCCAGGACGCAUGGCCACGCCAGCCCCGGCGCGACCGGUGAUGAAGGUAGAUCCUGGCAACGAGCUGGCAGGGCUCAUCCACUGGUCGCCACAUCGAGUUCACUAUAAUUCCAAGUCGUAUCCUACCGCGUUCCAUUUACUGGAGGCAAUGAAGUUCAUAGACCACCGACCAGAUAUCGCAGAACGUAUCCGCACAAGUGGGAGUGUAGAAGAGGCGCGCGCGGUGUCGGUGGCAUCGCACCAUGACAUGCGGCCUGACUGGGAGAAUGUUCUUCUGGACAAGAUGGAUGAGAUUCUUUAUCAAAAAAUGAUCCAGUAUCCAACAUUACGCGCUGUGUUGCUAAGCACUGACAUCGCAGACCUUGUGUUCAACGACCGCAAUGACAACUUCUGGGGCGACGGGCCUCUCGGUCAGGGGGCGAAUCAGCUCGGCAAGGCCCUCGUGCGGCUUCGGGAACGCCUCAAAGCAGAAGGUUUUGGGACAUGA